AAUUCUACGGCCUUCACCGCCACCCGACCACUUCCUUCACAGGAAGAGAAAAGAAAGACGGCAGAGGAGCUGAGGGAGGCCAAGAUGGGUGAGGGAGUCAAAGUGGCCGAAGGAGUCGGCCGGCGUGGCGAGGGGGGUGAUGAGGCGAUGAUGUGGAGGGAAGCAAACGGGUCCAGGGGUCAGCGCGCAAUCAGCGGCACAGAACAAUUGCAGGGAAAAAAAGUGCUGCUGUCUGAGACCACAAGCAACACAACAAAAUAUGUGAAGAGAAUCUGAAAGCUGUAAUUGUACCACAGGGGUGGUAGAAAUAUGCCACUCACAAUGGACACAUUUAAAACAGUCACGACAGGAAGGUCCAUCCAUAACCACCGGAAGUGUCCUCAAGUCGCAUACACUCCAGACCGAAAGUUUUGGGAAUCACGCUCAGGUUGGGAAGAGACUGUACAAGGGUGUCAGGUUUCUCGGAGACGGGGGUGGAUUGUCCUGGGAUUCAUUUACAUACUGCCCACCCCACCUCCUCUCCCAUUGGUCGAGCCUGUCGGCAUGUGGGUACUCACUUCCAAACUUCCUCAGUAAGAGAAAAACUUUCCAGCGGUGAGGAUGAUGAUGAAGUGUACGGCAAGAUGGUGGAAGCAGCUGUUGGAGUGAGCAAUGCCAGCGGUGAUCAAAACGGGAAUGAUGAUUUGCUCCUGGACCAAAACUAAACCAGACAAAACUCUUUUUGUUUUACAACUGGAAAAAACCAUCUGAUCAUCACUUCUCCUUCCAUCUUAUUUGAUGAUUUUAGCAGAUCUACUUCGAGCACGGUGGACGUAUACCUGAAUCCAAAAUUUACCAUAACUCAGAUUGUUGUUCUGCAACUCGGAAAAAUGAUUUGAUCAUUUUUAUUUCAUUUUGGUUUUUUUUAUUUUUUGGAUGUGGAUGAUUCAGUAGACAUUUUCAUCAUGCUUCUUCUUCAUAUCCUUCUGGUUCUGAACUUUGGCUGGAGGGUUCGCUGCUCUGAGCCGUCGUCCAUCACCAUCCAGUACCGCGUCUGGGAAGAGCAACCUGCAGGAACCCGGGUGGGCCGGCUGGUGGACGACCUCUUGCAAUUGGAUCAGGUGGGUCCUUUUGAGAACUUCCAGAUUGUGGAACAUGGGUGGGCCCUUCCCUUUGCCAUCAACGCCGGAGAUGGCGAGGUCUCCACCCAAGGCCAGUUGGACCGGGAGCGGUUGUGUCGCAGUGCUGACGAGUGCGAAGUGGCCUUUAGCGUCCUGUACAGGAAGAGCGGGGCGGUGCACUGCUUGCGGGUUCACGUGGAGGUGAUGGACCUUAAUGACCACAACCCUAGCUUUGCCAGCCCCGUCCAGGAGCUGGAGAUCUCCGAGACGGCCGUCUUACGGAUGCGGAUUCCUCUGGAGUCUGCAGUGGAUCCAGAUGCGGGAGCCAACGGGCUUCAAACCUACUCGUUGUCCACCAACCAGCAUUUUGCCUUGGAUGUAACUUCUGCGCUAGGUGGGACCAAACAGGCAGAGCUAGUGGUAAUCAAAGAAUUGGAUCGGGAAGUUCAAGGAACCUUUGAGCUCACCCUGGUGGCGUGGGACAAAGGGAACCCACCAAGGUCUGGGAGUACUUUAAUCCGAGUAAAUAUUUUGGACUCAAAUGAUAACAGUCCUACAUUUGAAGAAAGUGCCCCCAUAGUGGAGAUACCUGAGGACACAGAACGUGGGACAACAAUCAUCCACCUCAAAGCCACAGACCCCGAUCAGGGCACCAACGGGGAGGUGGAGUAUUCGCUGAGUAAGCACUCGCAUCCAGAUGUUCAGAGGCUUUUCUUUGUGGAUCCACAUAGUGGUGCUGUGAGCAUCAGAGCUCCUUUGGACUACGAGGCCCAGACGUCCCAUGAAGUGGUAGUCCAGGCUCGUGAUCUUGGACCCAACUCCAUUCCUUCACAUUGUAAGCUCCAUGUCAAGCUGGUGGAUGUCAACGACAACGCACCAAGGAUCCACAUGACCUGGACUCAUCCCAGUUCCCCUGCUGCAAUGGUGCUGGAAGGUCUGCCAGCGGGCACCUUCCUCGCCUUGGUGAUGGUUUCGGAUGCUGACUCAGGAGAAAACGGGAAAGUGACAGCCAUGAUGAAACACGGUUCAGGUCCCUUCCAUAUUAAGAAGAUCCAUGGUGAAAAUUACAUGAUCGAAACUGCAGGUGUCUUGGAUCGAGAGGAAGUGAUGGAAUAUAACAUCACGCUGGUGGCGCAGGAUUAUGGAGAUCCACCGUUGUCCUGCGUGAAACACCUUCCCGUUCGAGUUCUGGAUGAAAACGACAAUGCGCCGCUGUUUUCCUCGGCCGUCUACAAAGCCUCAUUAAAGGAAAACAACGUGGCAGGCUACCGUGCACUCAAGGUCCACGCGCAUGAUGCUGACUUGGAGCUCAGUGGCAGAGUUUUGUACCACCUUCAUAACUCCAGCGACGCAAAGACUUCCACCCAGCCCUUCUCCAUUCACCCGACCAGCGGCAUUGUCAGCGUCCUUCAACCUCUGGACUACGAGAAGUACCACUCGUAUUUAUUUCUGGUGGAGGCUGUGGACCAGGGCCACCCGCCCCUCAGGACCACAGCCACGGUUCAAAUUGACAUCCAGGAUGUGAAUGACAACUACCCGGUCAUUAAGGAACCUCGACCCAAUCAUGGCGUGGCUCAGCUCAUUGUUCCCAUCAACGUGGACCAUGGGGAGGUUGUGGCAGAGCUGGGUAGCAUCGGCGAGGACGGAACAACCCCUUCGCCCAUCAAGCACUCAGUCCGAGAAGGAUUCGAUGUUUUUUUUGCCUCUACCAUAAAGGCUGAAGAUUUCGACUCGGGACUGAACGGACAACUCCAAUAUUUUAUCACCGACGGUAAUCCCCAUGGCCUCUUCUGGUUAGACCAAUCCACGGGCCAACUGUUUGUCAAUACCACUAACGCCACCCAGCUGGUUGGAAAAACCGUGAAGGUGGACAUUUCUGUUUCUGACAUGGGGACCCCCAGCCUUUCCACCAAGGCCACACUGGAGGUGACUUUCAUCAACCUCAAGGACCACUUGAAAAACUCAGCCGCUGGGAGCCGGGGGCGGCUCAGCUUUACCAUGAUGCUGGCCAUCUGCUUGGGGGCGACGUGCCUUCUGCUGCUUCUCGCCAUUGCCUCGGUUACAACCUUCUGCAGACCCGACAAAAGAGACUACCGGGCCUACAACUGCAGGCAGGCCGAGUCUACGUAUACCCGCCACCCGCGUCGUCCACAGAAAAACAUCAGAAAGUCUGACAUUCAGCUGAUUCCUGUAAUGAGAGAGCGCAAAGAGGAAAUCCCACUGGAUGAGAGCGAGAAGACACCACUCACUUUAUCACACGACCAGCGUACAGCGAAACACUUUGAGUUGACACCGAUGACGAUGAACUCGAGCUUCCAUCCCCAAACGCACCUGGAUGGCGAUGUCCCUCAUGGCAGAACACUGCGAAAGCCCGGAAACAUCCAACUGGACGCUGCUUUGCCUUUGACACCGGCGAGUUCCUAUCAUACCCUUCGCAAGGCAAGAAACCCGUCGUCAGCGUCUUCUUCAGGAUCCCAUUCAAGCACGCUGAAGCGGAAGACGGCGGAGGCGACGGCUUCCACGCCUCAGGCAACCCUCAGGAGACCCAAAAUGUCGGAGAGUCGGGGGUCCAGCGAUGCGGAACAGCGACAGAUCCUCCGGAAUCUAGUGCGACUAUCCAUGGCGGCCUUCGCAGACUCCAUCGAGCUCUCGUCUGCUUCUCCGGAAGUGCAACAGAUUUCGCAGCUGCUGUCGCUCCUCCGUCAAGGUCAGCUGCAGCCUCGGACCAACUUCCGCGGAAACAAAUACUCUCACCGAGCCGCUGGGAGAUAUGCAGGUCAGGACUGUCCUGAUUGGCAAAGCACCAAGGAUAGCGGGCAUGGCGAGAGCGAGGCAGGGGACAUGGACUGGGACGCGGGCAGGGACUCGCCCAUCGACCCCCAACUUGAGGAGGGACUGCAUAACUUGCUCAAUCACUCUGAAGACAUCAGCGACCCAUCGUGGAUGGCGCGUCUGUCUGUGACCCUUUCGGGAGAUUACCAUGACAAUGUCUUCGUGCCCAACGAACCGCCAUCCGAUGACAGCGAGCUGAUGCCGCGUCACGCCUUGGACUCCUCAUCUUCCUUCUCCACUUUUGGGAAAACCCCAGACAAGGACGGCCCACUGGGCGGGGCUUUGCUCUCGGAGGUCAGCACACUCUUUGAAAUGCUGAUGACGCAGAAAGCCGACGCCCACCCUGGCCCUCGAGCCGACGUCCUCUACCGGCUGUCCUCGGCGUAUCGUCGUUCGUUGGAGGCGGACCCAGCUAUGCCCGCUACGAGCAGCCCAAUGCGAGGUCUGGCUUCGCAUCCUGGACGCUUUUAACACUGGGAGCCAAAGAAAUCACAUGAAGUGAGUCUUAUGUCUGAUCAUCUCAUUUUGUUCUUUAAUUUAAACCACUAAGUGAUUUGUAUAUGCUUGACUGCAACAUUUCCGAACCAAAAGGUAAAAAGAUGCACAGUGUGUCCAGAUGGUGCUUAAAUGACCCAAAUUUGCCUUGACUGUCGCCCAAAUAUGACCAAAACAAAGAUUUUGGUUAUUCAUCAUAUCCUUUGCAGUCUGGGGAACAAAAAGGGAAGGUAGCCAUUUCAAAACCAAAAUGGCUGCCUUGCUCUAUCUUUUCAGUUGUGUCUUCUAGAGACCUUUUUGGAGAUCAUCUCAUGACAGCCUGAUGUUUAUCAAAUUUUGUUAGCUACGUGAGCCCGACUUGAAAAAAAAAAA
Syngnathus acus (greater pipefish) is the source of this 4799-nucleotide messenger RNA. It is a transcript of the gene pcdh12, whose product is annotated as protocadherin 12. Gene Ontology annotation, molecular function: calcium ion binding. Bases 945 to 4403 code for a protein of 1152 amino acids. Gene Ontology annotation, biological process: homophilic cell-cell adhesion. Gene Ontology annotation, cellular component: plasma membrane. The transcript has 6 exons. Lineage: Eukaryota; Metazoa; Chordata; Actinopteri; Syngnathiformes; Syngnathidae. The record is from RefSeq and is a predicted model, not a curated record.